Silurus meridionalis is the source of this 730-nucleotide messenger RNA. RefSeq names its product serine protease inhibitor Kazal-type 1-like. Bases 98 to 358 code for a protein of 86 amino acids. Gene Ontology annotation, molecular function: serine-type endopeptidase inhibitor activity; protein binding. The transcript has 4 exons. The record is from RefSeq and is a predicted model, not a curated record. NCBI's taxonomy places the organism in Eukaryota, Metazoa, Chordata, Actinopteri, Siluriformes, Siluridae.
CAUUCCUCACUUCACUCAGCUGCGUCACACACACACAGACACACUCACACACACACACACACACUCACACUCACACACACUCACACACACAAACACCAUGGCUAUGAAGCAGGUUUUCCUGAUCAGCGUUAUUGUUGUUGCCUAUUUUGCUGCAGCAGGAACCGGAGCAGACAGCAGCACCACACCUCGCAAGGCGAAAUGUGAGAACUUCCCUGAUGAUAUGUGUACACGUGAAUAUGUGCCUCUGUGUGGCAGUGAUGGACUCACGCACUCCAAUGAGUGCAUACUGUGUUCAGAUAUCAGAAAGAAACAACAGGAUAUCAUGGUGGUGAAGGAGGGAGAAUGCGUCUCUACCUAGCGGCACGUACCGAGCUGACUCACCUGCUCACGUCACGUCACGUCUCUGCUCACGUCACUCUUCAGCUACACGUCUUUGUGUCUGUCAGCAGCAGUGUAGGAAAUUCCUGCUGAUCCUCCACUAAUAAUAAAUAAUAAAUCUUUCUUCAUGAGUUUAAACCACAAAUGUUUUUCCCACAAAAAGAAUUAUAAAUAAUAAUAUAUUAUAUGUUUAAUGUAUUCAUAUUAUUUAUCAUUAUUACACUUCUACACUGAUUACGGUUAUGGGAUCAAAUAUUUAUAUUUUAUCUGAAGGUGGAAAUAAUCAGCUGAUUUAACCACAGAAAUAAAAAAAUGCACAAUAAAUAAAUAGAUAAAUAAAUAAAUAAACAGA